GACUUGUAGAAGGUGUAAAGAAAAUCAUGACCAAAGGAGUAAGAGGAAAUUGCCAGUUAGAAUUGUAACUUCACCUAUUGAUUUUGUUAAGCAACCUGAAAGUAUCAAGCAUUUUAUUGGUUUUAUUGAGCAACCCGAAAGUGUUGAGCAUACCAUUAAUUUUGUUGAGCAAUCUGAAAGUGUUGAGCAAUAUUCUUUAGAAAUUAGAUUGAAUGUUAAUAUAACAUCAGAUAUAAUAGCAAAAAACAUUGCUACUCUCAUUGUUGCUGAAAUAGAAGGUGGCAAUGACUAUCUAUGGAA
Racocetra persica is the source of this 300-nucleotide messenger RNA. The record is from the annotation of a GenBank genome assembly. NCBI's taxonomy places the organism in Eukaryota, Fungi, Glomeromycota, Glomeromycetes, Diversisporales, Gigasporaceae.